Molecule: messenger RNA, 2656 nt
Organism: Stegodyphus dumicola
Lineage: Eukaryota; Metazoa; Arthropoda; Arachnida; Araneae; Eresidae
Gene: casp
Product: Fas associated factor casp
Biological process (GO): ERAD pathway
Cellular component (GO): nucleus; endoplasmic reticulum
Molecular function (GO): ubiquitin binding
Source: RefSeq, a predicted model, not a curated record
UAAUAUUUAAAGUAGUCUGAGGGAACAAUCGUUUCAUUUUCGUUAAUAUUAAUAUCUAGUUUCUGUAAGAAGAUAUGAUAUGUUAUUGAUUCCUCGAAUUUACGAAUAAGAAUUUAGCCACAAAUUUUACUCAGCAGAUGUCGCUGUGAUUUGAAGGAACAUUACUGUAAUGCAGACUGCCGAUCUAAUUUCGUCCAAUAAAUUAUUUUAGAAAAUUAAUCUAAAUUCAUUUUCAUUCUAUAAUUAAGCGAUGGAAGAAAACAAGGAGCAGAUAUUAUCUGAUUUUAUGUCAUGUACUGGGAUUGAUGAUGUUGCAGAAUGUAUUAUGCAUUUAGAAGCUACAAAUUGGAAUUUAUUGGAUGCAAUCAAUUCAGUGAUGCCAGAAGAAUCUCAGACUCUUCCUUCAGAACGAGAAAUCGAACUUCCUAUGGAGAUUGAAGGAGCGUGUGGUUCUGCAGGAGGAGAUCUGGAUUUACAAAAUGACAAAGACAGUUCUCUAGUCAAUCCACUUCCAUUAUCUAUUGCAUCAGAACCAUCUAUUGUAUUCCCAUCUCGGUUAUUAAAUUUCUCAGUUAAAUAUAAAGAAAAUAUGGUCCCUCUUGAAGUACCAGACUCUGAAACUGUAGCUGCUAUAAAAGCUGCAUUACAUGCAGAGUUAGGAGUGCCACCAUGCAGGCAAAGGCUGCAUGGUUGGCGGCAAAAUCAUAUGGCAGAAUACGAUGACAAUCCUAUUGACGAUGAUACAAUUUUGUCAUCUUUGCAGCUACCUCAACGUACAAAUCUCUUCCUUGUUGCUCCAGAUCCUUUCAACUUGGCACCCAGUGCAUCUGUAGAUUCAGUCAACUCUAGUGAUCGGUUAAAUAUGAAAUAUAAAUUGCAUGUAAUAGACACAACCAAUAAUAAAGAAUAUGAUUUCCAUUUCCCAGGCUCCAAAACAAUAUUAGAGAUCAAGCAGGGACUUCGAGAUGUUACUAACAUUCCUGUUCGGUUUCAGCGCUGGGUUGGAUGGCCAGACUCUUUAACAGAUGAAAAUACAAAAUUGGGAGCUCUGGAUCUUCCAGAUUCAGUGCUAGAAUUGAUACUUAGUAAAGAAGAAGUUCCUCCCAAAUCUAAGAAACAGCUUAUUGAUCUGACAUCAAGUGAGAGUGAAAAUGAGUUUGAAGAUGCGGCUGAGUGCUUUGGUGUAGAUGAUGAUAUGUUCCAAGCUAGUUCGUCUUCUAAAAAAAUACAGCCAUUAAUGCCUGAAGACAUUGAAGAUGAGUUGGCUGCAGUCAGCAAUUUUGAAAAAGAAUUUGCUAACAGAUAUGGUCCAUGUCAUCCAUCUUUUCAAGGAACACUUGCUGAAGCUCUUCAAACCUCUUGUUAUAAGCCAGCCAAAGAGCGACGACCCUUAGCUAUAUAUUUGCACCAUGAUGCUAGUGUUUUGACAAAUGUCUUUUGUACCCAACUUUUAUGUUCAGAAACAGUUGUCAGUUACCUUGCUUUAAAUUUUGUGACUUGGGCUUGGGACCUGACAUACGAAUCUAACAAAACAUUUUUGCUUGCGGUUCUUUCUCAAAAUCUUGGUAUGACAGCUGCAAAUGCAGUGCGAAAUAUUGCUUUGAAUAAUUUACCUGCGAUUAUGGUUAUUACAAAAGUGAGAUCAACACCUGAAGUUCUAACUGUGAUUCCCGGUAAUGUUGGGUUGGAUGAUCUCAUGACUCGACUCAUACAUGCUGUAGAAGUUUUUAAUAGUGCUGUGCAGUCAGAAAUAUGGGAAGAGGAAGAAAGGGAAGCUAGGGAAAAGGUUAAACGAGAGCAAGAUGCUGCUUAUGAAGCUUCAUUGCUUGCAGAUAGAGCAAAGGAAGAAGCUCGCAGACAAGAAGUUGAGGAAAAACUAAAGCAAGAAGAAGAAGAAUUAUUAAAAAAAGAAGAAUUGGAACAGAUGAGGCAACAUGAGGAAGAAGUUAAAGAUGCUAUAAGAAGAUCUUUAGCAGAACAGUUACCUCCUGAACCACCUGCAGAUUCUUCAAAACCUGUUAGUCACAUUCGUGUGCGAUUGCCCACAGGGAUCACGAUUGGUCGCCGUUUUACAGCAGAUACCCCACUGUCGUUGUUAUUAACUUAUAUCGCUUCUCAGGGUUACCCAGCUGCAGAUUACAAAGUACUUGCAAGUUGGCCCCGUCGAGAUCUCACUACUUUAGAAGAACAGAAGACAUUAGAAGAAUUACAACUUUAUCCAAAGGAAACACUCACACUAGAAGAAAGAUGAAUUUUUCAUAGCAUAUGUCUUUAUGUAUGUGCUUGUUUUAUACCUCGAACAGGAUAUGGCUACAUGGUAGCCACUUGCUGCAGAAAUUGAGUUAUACCUGUGAUACCCACAUUCUAUUACUACAUUUGCUACAUUUUCUCUGAUUCUAAUGAUAAUUAAUUGAAUAUCUAAGUUAAUAUUAAGCUAUGUUGAACUUAAAAUUUAGUAUAGUUAAAUAACCAUUUGUGUUAAAAUACAUGAAAUUGCAUUUAAAUUAAGGUAUCAAACAUUGUAGCAUUCAAAGAUUUCAGAACUGUCACUGUUGUUUAAGUUGGACUUCAUUAUGUACAGACUAAUUGCCUUCAUCUGAAGAAAUGUUUGAGAAUACUGUGUGCAUUAAUUUUUAAUAAAGUAUGUAUAAUGUAA